AAGCUGAUAAACCAGAUGAACUAAUGAAUAAACCAGAACCUAAGCCAGAUUAUGAUUUAAUUUUUAAUAUCAUAGAAAAAGAAAUUAAAUCAUUCACUAGAACUGAAGCUAUUAAACUGUUAAAUACUAAAAAAGAAUUUGACAAAAUUGCUAAAAAAAUUAAAAAUAAAAAAGAUGUUUUAAAAUUAGAUACUGAUAUCAAAGAUGAAAUAGAUUUUGAAAUAGAAUAUGUCACAGAAAACCAGAAGAAAGAACUUUACAAAUUACAUGAAAACAAAAUUCAAGAAUUGAAAGGAACUAAAAAAUUUAAUAAAUUAUUAAAAAAUAUUAAAGAUGAAUUCUUUAUUGGAAACUUGCUUGAUGAUAAAUUACAUGAUUCAUUAAUCAAGGUUUCUGGAUUAACAGAAGAACAAAAAAAUAUACUACAACAAGCACGUAAAGAUCAAUUAAUCACA
Molecule: messenger RNA, 455 nt
Organism: Dentiscutata heterogama
Lineage: Eukaryota; Fungi; Glomeromycota; Glomeromycetes; Diversisporales; Gigasporaceae
Source: the annotation of a GenBank genome assembly